Molecule: messenger RNA, 1326 nt
Organism: Amphibalanus amphitrite
Lineage: Eukaryota; Metazoa; Arthropoda; Thecostraca; Balanomorpha; Balanidae
Exons: 4
Coding region: 1-1326 (441 amino acids)
Source: RefSeq, a predicted model, not a curated record
AUGGAGGAAAGUGAACUGCGCCAGAAGCGAACCUUAGCCAGAGUGGAAAAGUUUGUACACUUGAAACUGUACCUGACUGGGAGGGCACAUGCAGCUAUCCAGGGACUGCCGUUGACUGAUGCUGGAUAUGUCAAGGCCAUUGAAACCUUGCAGGAGAGGUUUGACCGUCCGGACCUGCUGAGGGAGUCACUGAUGCAGAGACUGUUGAACACUCGCUGUGUCACUGAUGACAAUGACCUUCUGCAGCUGUGUCAGAUGGUGGAUGGUUUGGUGUCUGAUGUUCGUGCACUGGAGACGAUGGGUGUGACUGCUGAGUCGUUUUCUGUGCUUCUCAUGCCUGUGCUGAAGUCCUGUGUCCCAGAGACGUGGAAGCUGCAGUGGAUGAGAGCGCAGAGUGGUGUCUCCGAGAACCUCCCAGACUUCCUGCAGUUUCUGCAGAGGGAGGUGCAGAUGAAAGAGGAUGCAGCUGCACAAGGGACACCAGCCGCCAGCCCAGCUGUUCACCAGAGUGCGGUGAGGCUCACCACUCAUCUCUGCAUGAUGCGGGAGGGUCUGCUGCCCCUGUGCGCCCACCUGCUGCCCCUGUGCGCCCGCCUGCUGCACCGGCUCGCCAGGGCUUUGCUCUCGCCCAGCGCAGCUGCCGUCCAACCGCCCUGUCAAGCCACCAGCUCUGGUCAGGGUAAGCGCCUUUACAAUGUGAACGCUCAGAGCAGCUGCUUUGUUCAGACCGUGUUGGUAGAGGUCAGUGGACCGGGAGGUGUGUGCCAAGUGCGCGCACUCAUCGAUGGAGGCUCUGACUCUUCGUUUAUCAGGUCGUCUCUAGCAGAGAAGUUGGGCCUGGAGACUGAGGAGCAGGGAGUCUUCGCCUGCGUCGGGUUCUUGGAGAGGACUGAGGAAGCCAGAGUCUACGACCGAGUGUCAGUUAAGUUGACUGGCAGACAAGGAGGUGAGACCACACUGUCUUUUUGGAAAACUGAUCGCCUGUGUGUACCUGUUGGGACGUACAGCCUGCCUGAGAACCUGUCGCUGCCCCCAAGUGUCGUGCUCGCUGACGACUACCGUGAGGGGCCUGUGGAUCUGUUGAUCGGGUGUGAUCAGAUCUACCAGGUUGUGAUGUGGGACCAAGUGGAGGUUGGGCCCGGACUGCGCCUGAUUGAGACGGUGUUUGGUCAUGUUCUCCAUGGGCAGGCACAUAACCAGCAGACUGAACAGAGGCGCGUCUACCGCUGUCAGCUGGCUGACGUGGAGAGGAUGUGGAGCCUGGACGCCGUGGGAAUCUCGGCGAAGGAGACUGCAGACGAGGCGCCACCUGAGCCGACUCGCUGA